This is a messenger RNA of Coprinopsis cinerea okayama7#130, 1116 nucleotides long. RefSeq lists its product as hypothetical. NCBI's taxonomy places the organism in Eukaryota, Fungi, Basidiomycota, Agaricomycetes, Agaricales, Psathyrellaceae. The transcript has a single exon. The record is from RefSeq and is a predicted model, not a curated record. The coding region runs from base 1 to 1116 and encodes 371 amino acids.
AUGCUCCCGCCAACGACUCGCCUUCCGUCUAUCAAGGCGAUAGCUUCGACUCCAAGCGAUGAACUGCGAGAAUCAAUAGAAUCAAUACGGAAGAUAUUCAACCCGCCUGUUCGCGCCAGUCGUCGACGGCGCGCCGCCCAAGACGAAACCGACUUUGAAGCAUUGCGCUCAGAUCCCUUCGAACGAACCUAUGUGAUAACUUGGCUUACUGCUCUUGUUUCGCGCUACUCGGAAUAUGUCGAUGAACGUUUAUUGGCCGACGCUUCUGCUUUGCUGGCAAUCUGUGCAGGGACAGCCUGCGCGGGGGUUAUCACUCGAUUACUUUCUUUCCAGAGCGCGUGUGGACAACUGUCGAUUCAGCUGCGGGAUGUUCCGUUGGAUAACCAUGAUUAUGGGAGUGUGGGGGCGCAGACGUGGGGAGGGGCGUGUGUUAUGGCUGAGAUGAUUGCGGAGGAGCCGGGGAGGUUUGGGUUGCCGGUGGAAGGAGGGGAUGGGAGUCGGCCGUUUAGGAUAUUGGAACUGGGGGCAGGGACAGGUUUGGUUUCCUUGACGAUUGCUGAACUCUAUCGAAGGAUGGCUGAAGAAGGGAGGGUGACACCGCCUGUCGUCGAAGUCGUGGCUACCGAUUUUUAUCCGACUGUUCUCGACAACCUGGCUGCCAAUAUUGCGAAUAACGGGUUCCACGACGACGAUGAUAACGCCAACUCUCGGGUUCGCCUGCGGCAUUGCGCGUUGGACUGGUCGACUUUCGCUUCGAGUGUACCUUCGCCACCGCUGGACGAACCUUUUGAUAUGAUCUUUGGAGCGGAUAUUGUGUAUGAGGAAAAGCAUGCCGUGUGGAUUAAGGAGUGCUUAGCGAAGCUUUUGCCUCGUGGACCUUUACCUGGAGCCAUUGCGCCAACAACGCCGUUCUUCCAUCUCAUCAUCCCACUUCGUGCGACGCAUACCUUUGAAUCUGGCACUAUCGAGACUGUGUUUGGGGGAGGGGAGGAGGGUGACUCGGAGGAGGAUUUGGUUAUUCAUUCGAGGGAGAUGAUUACUUGUGAAGAGACGGAGUGUGGGAAGGAGGAGGAGGUUGUUUAUGCGCUUUAUAGGAUUGGUUGGGUUCGUCUUUAA